CUUGGACCAUGAUUGAGCGACUUUGUUUAGACCGAUUGAUAAGAUUCGGUUCAAAAGAACAAUAAGCUCGCGAAUAACACAGCCUUCUUCCAUUUCCUUUUCCUCUCUCCCGGACAUGUAUGUACGACGACAUGUCGUCGUGUUUCUGUGCUGUGCGAUGCUCACUGUAGGACUGACAGAAGGCAGGCGCCUGCGCACGAGUCGCAGCGUCUGUGAGUACGGGACUUACAAGCAUGAGGGAAGAGAUUGCUGCCUUUGUGCCACAGGUUAUAGGGUCUUGAGUGACUGCACAGAAACAAAUGUCAGAGUCUGUGAGCUGUGUGAGCCUGACACCUAUAUAGAUCACUCGAACAAUGAGCACAAAUGCUGGCCUUGUAAAAUCUGCAAUUCCAAUGCAAACAUGGAAAAAAUGCGGAGCUGUUCGCCAUCUUCCAACACUGUCUGCGGGUGCAAGAAAAAUUAUUACUGUGACAAGGGUGACCUGUGCAAGGCCUGUUAUCCCUGUGACACGUGCGAGGAACAUGGAGUGAAAGAAAAAUGUACAGAGACCACCAACACUGUGUGCCAUGAUGCCAAAGAGCCCGUACAGCAGCAAGGUGCCAUUGUAGCUGUUUUGGUGUUACUCAUACUUGUGGCUGUUUUUGGUGUGGUGGUCUUUUGGCUAAGGAGAAAACGCAAGUUUUGUUUUAAUGGCAAACCGAUCGAACCACCAGAACCUGUGGAAGAUUUAGACCUGGACCCUUACCUAAUAGAUAUUGUUGAAGUUCUGGACUGGAAAACAGUGAAACGUCUUUCCAGGCGCAGUGGCAUGAGAAAUACUCAAAUUGAGGAACAUGAGCUUAACAACACAAAUGAUGUAAAAGAACAGAAAUACACACUUCUGCAGGCUUGGUCCGAGAGACAAGGUUUACGUGGAGCCUACCCAGCUCUCAUCAAUGCUCUGCGUGAAAUGAAUCAACGAAAAACAGCAGAUGAGAUCAAGAAAAUAGUUGAGAAAGACAGACUGAACGAGGUGUGAAUUAAAGAUGCAAAGGUGUCAAAUUUCCUUUUCUCUCAGUUUACCUCCACCCUGAUUUUAUUUGAAAAUGUAAUGUUAUUUUUAAUGACUUUUUGUUUACACUCAGGGCUCGCAAAAUCUCUAGCCUGACAUCCCAGGGCUAUUGUGUUUCCAGUCAGGUUACCAAAAUGUAUCACCGCCUUAAAUACAAGAUUCCUGCGGGUCCUUAAAAAGUCUUUAAUGUAGUUAAAUUCAAAUUCAAGGCCAUAGAAGUCUUAAAACAGUGGUUCUCAACCUUUUUUUACUCCAAGGCCCCCCUCCUCUCUGAAUCAAUACUGCAAGACCCUUCAAAUAUAGCAGGCAGCUUAUGUAAAGCGGCCCAUAGAAAAAGUCGCUAAUGAGGCAUCUACGUUUACAUAUCUAUGGCAUUGAAUAUGCAUUUUCAAUAAGCCCAUCUGCUAUUUAUGUUCAGAUCAAUGCGAACAUCAACCCAUGUUUUACACAGCAAACACACAGAGUUGUAAAUGUGAAAGAAUCUGAAUUCUAAUUAUCUAAACAAUUAAGACAAACUUAUAAUAUAUUUAGAUGCUUAAGUAAAUGUAUAUGCUAAAUUAAUUUCUAUAUAUGCUAUAGGGAUUUUGAAAUUUUGCGAGCCCUACAAUGCUAACUAAUGCUGGGUCACUUCACUUGAAAUGAUGAAAGAUGAUGUUUUAAGUAAUUGCAGCCCUGUUUGCUGAAUAUAUCUUCUGAACAAAAUAUAUUUUUUUAACAAAUGUGGUCAAAUUCUUAAUUAUCAUAUCCAGAGUCACAACGGCCCAGACUCGACCAAACUCCUUCAAAAUUCUCCCAAUAAGUCCAGCAUUUAGUGCAAAAUCAUUUUGCAGUUUCCCAAAUAUAUAGUUUUUUCAGCUUUCUGAUAAGACUAUCAUAGAUUCCUUCACUAACAGCUGGCAGAAUGAUAACAAAAUAAUAUGUAAUUUUAGACUGAUCUACUGUAUAAACAAAAUCAAUCAAUCAAUCAAUCAAUCAAUCAAUCAAUCAAUCAGUGUUAUUUAAGUGUCAUAUUUCUUUUUCUCUCAGUAUACUUCCACCCUUACUUUAUUUACUUAAUACGUUAUACUGUUCAUCACAAGUAAUCUUUCAGGACUCAUUGUAUCAUUACUUACAUUGACAUCUGUAAAUGCUGGGUCACUUCACUUGAAAUGAUAAAAGAUGAUAUUUCAAGUAAUUGCAGCCCUGUUUUCUGAGGACAUUUGCUGUACAAAAUAAAAUUAUUUUGUAACAAAUGUGGCCAAGCCCUUAAAUGUGGCAUAUUUAAAGCCACAAAGACUCAUCCAUCAAAUUCUCUUAAUUAGUCCAGCAUAUAGUGCAAUAUCAAUUUACAAUUUCACAAAUGUUAUUUUAUCUUUCUGAACAUCUCAAUGGUGUUUUUACAUACAGUAGAUCUCAUUAACAGUCUGUCCUAUAAUAACACAAGUAUUUAAAUAUAUAUAUAUAUAUAUAUAUUUAGCUUUCAUGAAGGACUUUGUGUUGAAAAGCGUUGGCAAAAUAGUAAUUUUUUUUCAAUUCCAUUCUCUGAAUAGUGUGAUUUCUCCACUACACAAAUGUUGCUGGUUUUGUUUUAAAUUACUUUUGACUUCUUCCAUUCACCUUGUUGAUUGCGUGAAGCUGCACCAGAAUACAACAUAUCUAUAAUGAUAACAAUGCAUGUCAUUAAUCGCCACUGCUGGAGAAAUGCAUUACCAAACCAGAUCACUGCUGCCCAUCAUGAUUGAGUGAGUUUUUAAAUUUUUUUUAUGUCUUAAUGUGGAUAUUGUAAGAAUUAAUGGUACAAUAAAAAAUAUGUCUUAGUUUUUUAUUUUAAA
Cyprinus carpio (common carp) is the source of this 2862-nucleotide messenger RNA. Its product is annotated as tumor necrosis factor receptor superfamily member 6-like. Gene Ontology annotation, molecular function: tumor necrosis factor receptor activity; protein binding. Gene Ontology annotation, cellular component: membrane raft; CD95 death-inducing signaling complex; external side of plasma membrane. NCBI's taxonomy places the organism in Eukaryota, Metazoa, Chordata, Actinopteri, Cypriniformes, Cyprinidae. The record is from RefSeq and is a predicted model, not a curated record. Gene Ontology annotation, biological process: regulation of stress-activated MAPK cascade; activation-induced cell death of T cells; necroptotic signaling pathway.